CUGAAUGGAGUUCCGAAGAGAGAAUCCCAAAUAAAAUCCUUGAAAAUCAAGAUCAUCUGUCAGCAGAUUGUUGAUUGUGUAUCCUCUGUAUAGUGUGACACCUCUGCCUAGCCCACCUGUUUCUGGUGGUGUAAACUACUGCUGACCGUUCAGAGUGGCAAUGAUGCAGCGCCGCUUGGACGAGCAGCAGCCUCGCCGAGUAAACCCAAGUGAGCCCCAGUACCCACGUGUGUUGGCCCCCUCUGCCCAGAGGUUUGGAGAUGUUGGAGGGAGUGGGCCAGGAGCCACUGGAGGAGCAGAGAAUAUGUCUACAGCAUUACAAUACCCCAUACAGAACUUCCCUGUAAAUCAAGCAGCUUUGCCACAUUCAUCUCCGAUGCACCAUGCUCCUCACCACAAUGUACAGCCACAGACACCACAGCAGGCUCAUCCAGCGGCUCCGGUCCAUCCGGCACCCUCACAGGCGGACAGACACCACGCCAUCGUUGCCUCAGAUAUGAAGCUGGACUUGGCGGCUGUGAGUCAGGGACAACAGCAGCAGCAGCAGUUUCAACGUCUGAAGGUGGAGGAUGCCUUGUCUUACCUUGAUCAGGUCAAACUUCAGUUUGGUAACCAGCCCCAGGUCUACAACGACUUCCUGGAUAUAAUGAAGGAAUUUAAGUCCCAAACAAUUGACACACCAGGGGUGAUCAACCGUGUGUCAAACCUAUUCAAGGGACACCCAGACCUCAUUGUGGGCUUCAAUACAUUCCUACCCCCAGGCUACAAGAUAGAAGUCCAAGCCAAUGAGAUUAGUGUACAUCAGCCAGGUCAGGCUACAGUGUUGAUCCCUACAUCAGCUCCCAUCAUACCACAGAUCCCUAAGCCACCGCCACCUGCUCACAUGCCCAGUACCCCAACACACAGUUCCUCAUCAUCGUCUCAUCACACCUAUCAUCAGUCUCCCCACCGUAGUCAGGACCCGCCCACUGCCCCGCCCCCAGCCCAAAUCAGUCAGCCCCCUCCACAACCUCCACCUCAACAGCAGCAGCAACAGCAGGCAGGUCAGCCUGUCGAGUUUAACCACGCGAUUAACUAUGUCAAUAAGAUUAAGAAUCGUUUUCAAGGACAACCAGAAAUCUACAAAGCAUUCCUUGAGAUACUUCACACUUACCAAAAGGAACAGAGAAACCUAAAGGAGGGAUUAGUGCCUACUGGUUACAAACCUCUGACUGAAGCAGAAGUGUAUUCUCAAGUUGCCAAGCUUUUCCAAAACCAGGAAGACUUGUUGGCAGAAUUCGGCCAGUUCCUGCCAGAUGCUAAUGGAUCAUCCUACCCUGGCUAUCUUAACAUGCUACAGGGAGACUCAGCCCUGGGAGUGAGGAAUGAUCACUCCUCUACUGUGAAGAAACCAGGAAUGGGAAACAAGAAUCAGAACAAAUCCAACAGCUCCCACCGUCGACCAUCAAGUGGUCAACAGCCUCCAGCCAAGAAAGCCAAGACUGGUACACUGAAGGAUAUUUCUCUAGCAGAGGCAGGCAGAUACGGAACUCUGAAUGAGUUUGCUUUCUUUGACAAGGUUCGCAGGGCCUUGAGGCAUCAGGAGGUGUAUGAAAACUUCCUGCGAUGUUUAGUGCUAUUUAAUCAGGAGGUGAUUUCUCGCUCCGAGCUUGUUCAGCUUGUACAAACCUUCCUGAUAAAAUUUCCCGAGCUUUAUAAGUGGUUUAAGGAUUUCCUUGGCUACAAGGAAUCUGGAGGUACAAUCGAGGCUGUUCCCUCAGGAGCAACAGCAGAAAAAAGGAUAUCUGGGGAUCUGGCAAUGGAAAUAGACUAUGCUACAUGUAAGAGGUAUGGAGCCAGCUAUAGAGCACUGCCAAAGUCCUAUCUUCAGCCCAAAUGUACUGGUCGAACGGCUCUCUGUCGGGAGGUGUUAAAUGAUACAUGGGUGUCAUUUCCAUCAUGGUCCGAGGACUCGACGUUUGUGACGUCACGGAAAACGCAGUAUGAAGAGCACAUUUACAGAUGUGAAGAUGAAAGAUUUGAGUUGGAUAUCGUAGUGGAAUCCAAUCUAAACACAAUACGGAUCCUCGAGGCGGUCCAGAAGAAAAUGUCUCGAAUGUCAUCAGAGGAGGCAGCUAAAUUCCGUCUUGACAACUCACUUGGAGGAUCAUCGGAGGUUCUUCACCGUAAAUCUAUACAACGGAUAUAUGGUGACAAGGCUCCAGAUAUUAUAGAUGGUUUAAAAAAAAAUCCUGUUGUUGCUGUUCCUUUAGUUUUACGGAGGUUAAAAGCCAAGGAAGAGGAAUGGCGGGAAGCACAGCGAAAUUUUAACAAAGUUUGGCGAGAACAGAAUGAAAAAUAUUACCUGAAGUCUCUUGAUCAUCAAGGCAUUAAUUUCAAACAGAACGACAUCAAGUCCAUCAGGUCCAAGGCUCUCCUCAAUGAAAUUGAGACGAUCUAUGAUGAGCGACAGGAACAGUUCCAGGAGAACGGCCCAGAGCAGGGUACCCCUCACCUAUCCUUCAAUUACAAAGACAAGUCAACCGUAGACGAUGCAGCCUCCCUCAUUAUACACCACAUGAAACGUCAGACAGCAAUACACAAAGAUGACAAACAGAAAAUAAAAGUUUUACUGAAACAGUUUAUCCCAGAUUUAUUCUUCACACCACGGGCGGAACUCAGUGAUGAUGAGAUGGAUAAAGAUGAAGAUAUGGAUAUAGAUGACGCUGAGAAAGAGGCUGUUAAACAGGAGAAGGAGCUGUCUCCAAACCCUCCUGUCACCUCAGAUCCCCCUACUGAGUCCUCCAAAGUGAAGGAGGAGGAAGGAGAUGUGAAGAUGGAGGAGGCACCAGGCUCACCGGUCCUCAAUGGCGCCCUCAGCGACAGUGAUCAUGACCUGGAGGAUGAUGAUAUAUACUCCCUCUACUUUAUCAAUAACAACUGGUAUCUAUUCUUCCGCCUGCAUGAGAUUCUGUGUGAACGUCUUUACAAGAUUUACAGUCUGUCAAUGCGUAUAGCUGCUGAGGAGGCCAUGUGUCGCCAGGAAAGAAAAGAGUCAACUGCCAUCGCCCUACGUCUGAAAGCUCCAAGUGAAGUAGAACCAGAAGAAUACUACCCGUAUUUCUUGGAGAUGAUAAAAAGUCUACUUGAUGGAAACAUGGAACCAAAUCAAUAUGAGGAUCAACUCCGAGAGAUGUACGGCAUUCAUGCCUACAUAGCAUUUACCAUGGACAAACUAGUACAGAACUUAGUCAGACAGAUGCAACACAUUGUGACUGAUGAUGUGUGCUGUAAGGUGACCGACAUGUUUGAGGAAGAGAAGAAGAACAAAGCCACUGGUGGUCGCGUUGCUACUGUCCACCAGCGUACUAACCAAGAAGCAACCUACCAAAAAAGGGCAGACCAUCUCCUGGCAGAUGAAAACUGCUUCAAACUGAUGAUAUUUAAAAAGGAUUGUCGUCUUACUCUGGAACUGCUGGAUACAGAGCAUGAACAGUCUGAUGAUCCUGUGGAGGUGGAGAGAUGGUCGGAGUACGUGGAGAAGUAUGUAGCUAAUGAUGAUACUGUAUCAGAGGACCUGAAAGAGGAGUUACAGAGAAAAGCUGUUUUCUUACCCAGAAAUGUACGGAAGUGGCGCUUACACCAACGAAACCAGAAACAGAAGAAUGAUGCUGAACUUGAGGAAACCUCAAACCCUGGGGAGUCCCCUAAACAGGAAACAAAUGAGGAUAUGGAUAUCCUAGAUAAUACUGAGUGUAAAUUUAAUGUGAACUCCUUUAAAAUUGUGUAUGUCGUAAACAGCGAAUACUACCUCUACAAACGAACUGCAUUAAAGAAGGCAAAAGAGUCUCAUAAGCGAGUGUCACUCAAACUACAUGAAAAAUUCUCAAACUGGGUGGACAAGUGGCGGGCACAGCAUGUGACUGUGGACAUGGAGAAGGAAUGUGAUGAUUGGCUGAUGGGCCGCAGUGAGGAUAUGAGAGCCAAUGAGACAUUUUGUAACAAAGUGGUGGUAACAGACACUGCUCCCUACUACCAAUACAACCAGUACCGUGUGGCAUACCAGGAGAAGCCACCAGACCGUGAGGAAGGAUAACCUACUCUUACCACUGACGUUAUUUAUUGAUCAUUUCAUCAUUUCCAUUAUCAUCAUGUGCUUGAGAUGGCCCUGUAUAGCUAGCUCAGGGUUGUAGUGGAUCACUGCACAAGUUGUUACUCGCGAUACAUUGUUUUUCACCAUUUUCCUGGCUAGAACAAAAUUGUGUAAAAUUAGAAUUUGAAAAAUAUUCAGAAAUUUGUGAUUUGUUUGAUUAUUCCCUGGAAAAAAAUUUCAUCUUUUAUGAACUAAUGAUUACUCACAAAAAAUCUGAGCAAUCUAAAAAGAAACAACAUUUGCUGUAUGUGAUAUGAUGCUGUUAUCCACAGACUUGAUGAAGCAUUUUUCACUUGUGUGAGACUGGGCUUAAGCAGGUCCACUGUCUGCCUGAGGCAUUCACUGCUGACUACAUUAUGAUACAUGUGAUGCACAGUUAUUUCUACACUAACGUGUGGUUUCUGUAACAGAAAACUCAGCUUGGUGAAAAUCAUGAAAUUUCUUUUCAGUGCAGAUAAUGAUUAAACUUGAAUAUUAGUACACUGACAAUGAAGACUUGUCAAUAAUAUUCUUGACUAUUUCAUCAUGUACUCAUAAUAAUGUGUUUUCCUUACAAUGGUAAACAUUAGUGUUAUUGGAUUGGAAUUUCAAAGUGUUGGACAGGAUGAAGUGGAUCUCAAGUAUCUGGGACCUUUUUCAUGCUAAAGGAUGGUUCUCCACAACAUCGAACAUUGAGACUGAUUUGUAAACCUUGGUUUGUGCAAGGCAGAGAGUUUGUUCUCAUUUUGUCAAAACCUGAUGAAAUGGUUCGACCGUUACGUAAUGCAAUAAACUAAAAAAAAGUCCUUAUGUCAGUGUCAUUAACCAAAGUCACGGGGCCUGCUGACCUGUGAGAUAGUCGACCCUUUCUCAGGAACACAGGACCAGGCCCCAGAUGUUUACACAACGUUUAUGUGUAGAGCCUAUUUUUAUACAGUGAAUAUUACAAGUUGAUGAUCAAGGCAGUAUCCUGUUAAUGUUUGUCAUAAAAUUAGGAAGUAUUUGUGAGCAUUUGAAAUUAACUGCAUUUCCAAUGAAAUUUAGUUAUAAAUCAUCAUUUUGUCAUAAAGUUGAAUAUAAGAUGAAGAUAAUGAGAAUACUUUUUAAAGCAAUUCAGUAUUCACAAUAGUUAUGUGAAUGGACUUAUUGAUGCAGAUAUUUUCUCCCAAAUCAUUCCUAAUUUAUGUUGCUUGUGAAGUAAAAUUUGGACUUUUAACAAUUAAACUGGUCAGAACCAUCCAUUUCCUCUGUUACAUGUUAAGAAAUCUAACAUUGGUGAAUAUUCAUACAUGUAUUUGGUGUAAAAUUUUGACCAGGGAAAUGGAAAGAAUGUUUGUAAAAUAUCGAAUCAGGAAACAUGACUUUUAAUUUUGCGAUUCUAACAAUGUGUAUGCAGAGAAAUGGGGAUGAGAUGACAUUUGAGUACUAGUUAAAAAGAGUGUGAGAGAAUGAUGUGUGAAGGGUACUAGUGUAGAUACCUGUAGUUAUAUGUAUAUAUUAAAUGUACAAAGUUGAUCAGAUGAUAAACCUGACAAGAAGUGCUGUAUAAAAGCACAACUUGUAAACUUGAAAUAAACCUGUGGGUGAAAA
Molecule: messenger RNA, 5701 nt
Organism: Ylistrum balloti
Lineage: Eukaryota; Metazoa; Mollusca; Bivalvia; Pectinida; Pectinidae
Product: paired amphipathic helix protein Sin3a-like
Exons: 28
Coding region: 161-4075 (1304 amino acids)
Biological process (GO): negative regulation of transcription by RNA polymerase II
Cellular component (GO): chromatin
Molecular function (GO): transcription corepressor activity
Source: RefSeq, a predicted model, not a curated record